Helianthus annuus (common sunflower) is the source of this 1687-nucleotide messenger RNA. RefSeq names its product protein NRT1/ PTR FAMILY 8.2. The record is from RefSeq and is a predicted model, not a curated record. Gene Ontology annotation, cellular component: membrane. The transcript has 3 exons. Gene Ontology annotation, biological process: oligopeptide transport; transmembrane transport. Gene Ontology annotation, molecular function: tripeptide transmembrane transporter activity. Lineage: Eukaryota; Viridiplantae; Streptophyta; Magnoliopsida; Asterales; Asteraceae. Bases 31 to 1596 code for a protein of 521 amino acids.
GAAUGUUGUGAAAGGUUGGCAUACUAUGGAAUGAGUACCAAUUUGGUGAACUAUCUUUCGGAUCGCCUUAACCAAGGAAGUGUACGUGCCUCUACCAAUGUUUCAAAUUGGUCGGGGACAUGCUACGCUACACCAUUGCUUGGAGCUUUCUUAGCCGAUGCAUACUUGGGACGAUACUGGACGAUCGCAAGUUUCUCUAUCAUCUACUUCAUUGGAAUGACACUAUUAACACUAUCAGCCUCUUUGAAAUCACUACAACCUGUUUGUGAUGCCGAUGGUUGCCACCCGUCCUCAACCCUAACCACUAUCACCUUUGUGGCACUCUACAUGAUCGCUUUAGGCACCGGUGGCAUCAAACCAUGUGUGUCAUCAUUCGGGGCGGACCAGUUUGAUGAAACUGAUGUAAGAGAGCGAAAAAGGAAGAGUUCAUUCUUCAACUGGUUCUAUCUGUCCAUCAACAUAGGUGCACUUUUCGCGUCAUCAGUGUUGGUAUGGAUACAAAUGAAUGUAGGCUGGGGGUGGGGGUUCGGUGUCCCGGCUGUUGCUAUGGCGAUAGCUGUGGUCUUUUUCUUCUCUGGCAGUCCUUUGUAUCGGAUUCAAAAGCCUUCGGGUAGUCCUUUCGUUAGGCUUUUCCAAGUGGUGAUCGCGUCGUUCAGGAAGAUUAGUGUUAAAGUCCCAAAGGAUAAUUCGCUUCUUUACGAGACCACUGAUGCUGAAUCGCAGAUUGUUGGAAGCCGAAAGCUUGCGCAUAGCAAUAAGCUAAGGUUUUUCGACAAGGCUGCAGUGGAGACCGAAUCAGACCGCAACAAGGCCACGAACAAUCCAUGGAAACUAUGCACGGUAACUCAAGUCGAAGAGCUCAAAUCCAUCAUCGGACUCCUCCCCGUUUGGGCGUCGGGGAUCAUAUUCGCAGCCGUCUACAGCCAAAUGAGCACAAUGUUCGUCCUACAAGGUAACACCAUGGACCAACACAUAGGUCCCAACUUCAAAAUCCCAUCAGCCUCUCUCUCCAUAUUCGACACGCUUAGUGUCAUCUUCUGGGCUCCAGUCUACGAACGCGUGAUCAUCCCCAUUGCCCGAAGGUACACACGCCACGAACGAGGCUUCACGCAGCUCCAACGCAUGGGAAUCGGCCUCUUGAUCUCCUUAUUCUCCAUGAUGGCAGCUGCAGGCUUGGAAGUUGUCCGUUUAAACUAUGUUAAAAAACACAAUCUUUAUGAUGAGGAAACAAUUCCCAUCACCAUCUUCUGGCAAGUACCUCAGUAUUUCUUGAUCGGUUGCGCUGAAGUGUUCACAUUUAUUGGGCAACUAGAGUUUUUCUACGACCAGGCGCCAGACGCAAUGAGAAGUUUGUGUUCAGCGCUGUCGUUGACCACAAUCGCAUUGGGGAAUUACCUGAGUACCGCGCUUGUGACGGUUGUGGCCGAGGUGACUACGAAGAAUGGGAAGCCCGGGUGGAUAGCGAACAACUUGAAUGAGGGACAUCUUGAUUACUUCUUUGCGUUGUUGGCGGUUUUGAGCUUGUUGAAUUUGGUUGUUUACGUGUUCAUUGCCAAGUGCUACACAUACAAGAAAGUUAGUGGGUAUCCGAAUUGAGUGUAGUUGGAUCUUUGAUCUUCUCGUGAUUUAUGGGUUGUAAAUGUAGGGAGGACUGGUUGAUUAUUUGUUUCUUGAUUUUGUCUAUCGU